Scheffersomyces stipitis CBS 6054 is the source of this 2657-nucleotide messenger RNA. It is a transcript of the gene MEF2, whose product is annotated as Mef2p. Gene Ontology annotation, molecular function: GTP binding; GTPase activity. Gene Ontology annotation, biological process: ribosome disassembly; mitochondrial translation. The coding region runs from base 1 to 2538 and encodes 845 amino acids. Gene Ontology annotation, cellular component: mitochondrion. Lineage: Eukaryota; Fungi; Ascomycota; Pichiomycetes; Serinales; Debaryomycetaceae. The record is from RefSeq and is a predicted model, not a curated record. The transcript has a single exon.
AUGAUAAUAGCGACAUCGCUACGAUCCCAAACGUUUUGUACAUGGAGAGCUUGGAGGGCAGUACAUUCCACGGCAGUGCGGCUCGAAUCUAAACUCAAUGAAGUUCCCAUAGACAGAACCAGAAAUAUUGGAAUAAUAGCCCAUAUUGAUGCUGGGAAAACAACCACAACUGAAAGAAUGCUCUACUACAGUGGAAAGACCAAGAGAAUUGGCAAUGUGGAUGAAGGCGACACUGUCACUGACUACUUACCCUCAGAAAGACAACGAGGAAUCACAAUUCAACUGGCAGCGAUCUCAAUACCGUGGAAUAAUCACAAGAUUAACAUUAUAGAUACACCAGGACAUGCAGAUUUCACAUUUGAGGUGACGAGAUCAUUGAGAGUAUUGGAUGGCGCAGUGACAAUCUUGGACGGCGUAGCUGGUGUAGAGGCACAAACCGAAAAGGUCUGGAAGCAGGCGACUUCGUUGAACAUUCCGAAGAUUGCCUAUGUCAAUAAGAUGGAUAGACCUGGAGCUGGUUUCAGCAGAACUGUUAUGGAAAUUAUCGAAAAACUUCAGACUAGAGUGGUCUUGUGUAAUGUUCCUUAUUUCGAAAACUCUAAGGAUAACGAUCCUGUGUUCUGUGGUGUAGCGGACAUCCUCCAUGUGAAGUUACUUAAGUGGAAUCCUGAAAUUGACCCUCAUGGAAAGAAUAUAACUGUCAUUGAUAUAGAAGCGGAGCGUGAUACUUACCCUGAAGUGUACGAGACUGUUGUAAAAAGUAGAGAGUCUAUGGUUGAAACAUUGGGAGAAUUUGAUGAGGCUAUAAUCGACUCCUUUUUGGAGAGCAAUGAAGACUACAUGAACAUUCCCAUAAACGUCCUCAAUGAAGCAAUUAGAAAGGCCACACUUGAGAAUUAUUUAACUCCGGUCUACUGUGGAUCUUCUUUCAGAAACAUUGGUGUACAGCCAUUAAUGGAUGGUGUGGUGAAGUAUCUUCCUUCUCCUUUGCAAAUUCUGGUUCCAGAAAUCACUUCUUCAGCUACGAAGAACGUCAAAAUUAAACAUGUAAAAGCAAAACAGGCUGUGAAACAAGAUAUGGAAGUAACUACCAAGAUGAACAACAGAACUGGGUUGGUGGUUAAUGCCAAUCCUAAUCUUACUCUAGCUUUAGCAUUCAAGGUUAUGACACAUGCCACUAGAGGUGUCAUGACCUUCUUUAGAGUAUACAGUGGGAAGUUGGUAUCCAAUUCUAUCAUUACUAAUACAACUACGGGAAAAAAGUUACACGUAAAAAAGCUAUUCAUGAUGCACGGUGAUGAACCUGAGGAAGUGAAACAUAUUUCAUCUGGUAACAUUGGUGUUAUUACUGGCCAUGAAGACGACAUACAGACUGGGGAUACUCUCGUGUCCCAUAGUCAUCUCAAAAAGGGAUUCAGUGAAAUGGAAUCUAACUUGAAGCUUUUACCAAUUGAGAUUCCUCCACCUUUGUUCAACUCUGCUAUCGAGCCUCAAACAGCUGGUGAUGAAGCCUACAUGAAAGAAUGUGUUCGGAUACUUACCAGGGAAGACCCAUCUUUGAAAGUAUCAGUCGACGAAGAAAUGGGACAGACCAUAAUUAGUGGUAUGGGUGAAUUACAUCUCGAUAUCGUCAAAGAGAGACUUGUAAGGGAUAUGAAGGCGAAGGUUACUCUCAGAGACGUUGCCGUCUCCUAUAAAGAAACAUUAUUAAAUCCAGGUUCUUCUUAUAAACAAACCAGCGAGAGCGGUUCGGUAUCUAUUGAGAUAGAAAUGGAUAGUUUCGAAGGUGCUGCAGAGGAAUCCAGUUUCUUUGAAGAAAAUGGAGCAAUGAUCAUUGCCGAAGAUAACAAUAUCAUCAUAAUCGAGCCGCUGGCUAUUCUGCAGAAUAUGCUUAAGGCUCUUGAAGAGAGACGCUGGAAGUCUACCUAUUCUUUAGAAGAUCUUCAAGAAAUCGUGAUUCAAGGGUGUUUGACAGCAUUGCAGAUGGGAGGACCAAUUUUCGGUUUAUCGCUACACUCUACCGUGAUAAGAGUUAAGAGCUGGGAUUUCCCGGUGGCAGACAGUUCUGUUGCUUCAACCGUAUUGUUGGAUGUCUCCAGAAGUGCUGUGACUAGUUAUAUAGCCACGAAUAGGGAUUGGUUCGGUAUUCUUGAACCCAUUAUGGAAACCAGAGUCUACAUUGAUUCAGACAUCAUGGGUGAAGUAUCUCAUGAUCUAACGCAAAGAUGCCAGGCCGUGAUCAAAUCGAUUGAAGAUGAAUCAACCCAGGACGUCGACGCCUUGGCUUGGGCAAAGGAUGAAGCCGAGAAGACAUUCCUUCCUCCAGACUAUACCAUGAAGGCAGGAAAGGAUGCAAUUUCCUACAAAAACAAAAAGAUUAUCAUUGCAGAGACACCAUUGAGAGAAAUGAUUGGGUACUUAUCAAGACUACGCUCGAUUACUCAAGGUAGAGGUACAUUUGAUAUGACCUACAUUGGCAUGAGAAGAGCCAUCAAGUCGCGUUUCGAUGCCAUCUCGAAGGAAUUUAACUUCAUGUAAAUAGACAUAAACAAAUCGCAAUUCUUGUACAUAGGCAAGCAACUAACAAACACUACUAGAUCGUAUUAUCCGGAACAAAUGACGAGUUCAUGUCUACAUUGUCAAUAUACGAAAUCAUU